UUGGAGUAAUUCUCUUCGUCUGGUACACGUUUCACUUUCUUAGAUUGCCGAUAUUCGAAAAGACGCCUAACAAUGUGGAUCACGUCGAAAUUUCUUGCCGUGGGCAGCAUUUGCAUCCUGUUCUCAUGCAUCGUACACGCAGUAGUCGUGAAAAAAGAAAACUCUCUAAACGGACCGUAUGAAGGUCGGGCCGAAAAUCUUCAGUAUUGGGAUUUAACCGGAAAUGCACAGCUUGGUGAAAAAUAUAUUCGUUUGACUACAGAUGAGCCAAACAAACAUGGAGCAAUAUGGAACAAUUUCCCUGUGUUGAGCAAAGAUUGGGAGUUCCAAGUACAGUUUCAAAUCCAUGGCAAAGGAGUCCAUUUGAACGGAGAUGGACUGGCUAUCUGGUACGUGCGAGAUGCGCUACAUUCAGGCCCGAUUUUUGGAUCGAAAGAUUACUUUAGCGGACUUGGCUUAUUCGUUGACACUUUUGACAAUGCAGCAACGCCUCAUCAACAUCGUCAUCCUUACAUAUCUGCAGUGGUUAAUGAUGGAUCUUUUCCUUAUGAUCACGACGAACAUGGAACUCAAGGUCAAAUUGGAGCCUGCCAUAUCCCUGUUAGAAAUUUGGAGCAUACAGUCAAGGUUGCCGUUUCAUAUAUGAAUGAUGCUUUAACGGUUUUCUUUGAUGCAGAAGGACUAGGCCAGUGGAAACCUUGUUUCAGGGCUGUUGGAGUUCAUUUACCAUCUGGAUACCACUUUGGAAUUUCAGCCAGUACAGGGCAAUAUUCGGAUAACCACGAUGUUAUCUCCGUCACCAGUUUGAACUUAGAUUCUCCAGAUAAACCAUACGUUGAUAGAAGCAAUGUUAUUCCACUAGCUGAAUUUAUUGAGGUUCCAAUAAAACCGCUCAAGGAAGUUGUGGAAGAAGGACCAGAAACCAAAGAACCAAGUGGCACAGAAGAAAUUAUUGAUGACGGAGGUCAAUCGACUUCACUAUUAAAGAAGGCCAUUUAUAUUGGAGGCAUUGCAGUCAUACUUAUUGUAAUAAUAUCAUUAUACAAAAAAUACAGCGCUCAAAGAAAAGAGCGGAUGCAAAAAAGACUCUUUUAAAUAAAGAAAUAUUUAUAAAUUUUAUAAUUUUUUAAAUAAACUGAUUUCAACAUUUGA
Molecule: messenger RNA, 1152 nt
Organism: Uloborus diversus
Lineage: Eukaryota; Metazoa; Arthropoda; Arachnida; Araneae; Uloboridae
Product: VIP36-like protein
Exons: 9
Coding region: 73-1095 (340 amino acids)
Biological process (GO): endoplasmic reticulum to Golgi vesicle-mediated transport; endoplasmic reticulum organization; Golgi organization
Cellular component (GO): Golgi membrane; endoplasmic reticulum membrane; COPII-coated ER to Golgi transport vesicle
Molecular function (GO): D-mannose binding
Source: RefSeq, a predicted model, not a curated record